AUAGCAACGGCUCAUGAGAAACAUUGUAUAGCCCAGGCCAGUUUUGACGUGCUCAGUGUUGGAUGACAGCCGCGUUCAUGCGGAGGAUGUGGACAAUCGCAACUCUUGCAACAAAUUGCCGUUGUGUCUCGUUGUUGUCUCGACCGUCCGGGAGCCGAUUGUUGUCAGAACUAAGCAAAUCCAGCGAGCAGCUAAAACAAGUAGCUACCCUGCGUGUGGAGAGCCAUGGCAGUUAUUUGUAAAUGCAGGAAUAUCUUUUAUUGCACAUAGUCGCUCGGGUUGGGGCAGCAAGGUUUGUCAAGCAAGGGGCGGCAAUGGUGCGCGUCCCUUAUUUUUUUCUAUUAUUCUUUUUCUUUUAUUUCUUUUUUGUUUUUUUUAAUCGCCGUGCCCUGGUGUGACUGGCGCGUCUCCCGGCUGCAUCAGCGCCUGUUGCUCCCCAUGCGCGGCCAAUGACAGGAUAUUAAUUUUUUUUCCCUGUGAUGUGUUGUCUCCGCCCCCCUCCCUCCACGAUCACUCCAAAGUCUCCUCUGUCCACUGCUGUCAUCCAUUUGAGCAAAAGGCAUCUGGUGAGAGAAUGAAUGCUGAUGACUGCAAUGGACGCUCAUACACACAAGGUAAUGGAGGAGAAUCAUCAACAGAACAGGAUUUUUAUGGCGGGCUGCAGGGCCCUUCUGCGAGAUCUCCAAACAGUCAGCAGUCCUCACCACACCGCUCCCUUAGUGCAAACUCCAUCAAGGUUGAGUUGUGCAGUGAUGGCGCUCCACAGCCAGAGAAGAAAGAGGCUGUGAGGAUCGACGGCGGGAAUAAUGACCAGGGAGACCCCAUGGAAGAAGCCAGUGCAGAGUUCGCUGGGGCUGGAAGAGACCUAGCAAGCAUAUACAGUGAGAUGGCCAGUCCAAAUUCGGCUUCACCAGGACCUAUCAGGUUGCCCAAUGGGAAGCUCCAGUGUGAGGUGUGCGGGAUGAUCUGCAUUGGACCUAACGUGCUGAUGGUGCACAAGCGUAGCCACACAGGGGAGCGACCAUUCCAGUGUAACCAGUGUGGAGCUUCCUUCACCCAGAAGGGAAACCUGUUGCGCCACAUUAAAUUGCAUUCAGGAGAGAAGCCUUUCAAAUGUCCCGUUUGCAAUUACGCUUGCCGUCGGAGAGAUGCACUGGCUGGACAUCUGCGCACACAUGCAGUUCCUUCUCCGACGGUGGGAAAACCUUUCAAGUGCAGCUACUGUAGCCGCAGCUACAAGCAACAAAGCACACUGGAGGAACAUCUGGAGCGCUGCCAUACUUAUCAAAAGAGUCUGGACCAAAAGGCGGUUGUCAACACACAGACAGCAAAGGGUGAAGAGUCAGUAAAUAUGGGGACAGCUAUUAAACCUGAACUCCAGCCAACCAAUGACAAAAUCCAGUUUGUGGAUCGACUGGCUAUAAGCAUCACGAAACGUAAGAGGUCAACGCCACAGAAGUUUUUGGGCGAAAAGCACAUGCACCUUGACCCACUCGAAGCACCUUACGAAUUGUCGUCUGGCUCUGAAAAAGAGGGAGACCUCAUGACUUCACAGUCUGUUGGCAACUCAACUGUGCUGGCCGGUUCACAGCUACACUGUGCCAGGGUUAAAGGUUGUGGAAGGCCAGAAGAUGAUGAAGUGAUGGAGAUGUUAGGAGGCCACGGCCAUUGUGAUGCUGGGUGGCUGUUACUCCGGAGCUGCCAUCUGGCGAAAAGGGUGCUGUGUAAUGAUAUCCUCAGCCUGAAGGUGGCAGGAGAUCCAGUGCUAACCCCUAACUCUGUGUGCCUCAGGCUGGCAGGCCUCAGUAAACGUCAGAUGCGGAUGUGUGUGAGGAACCCUGAUGUGACAGCAUCUGCUCUGCAGGGGAUCCAAGUGGCCAUCCAUGAAUGCCAGCACCAACUCCGGGACCAGCGCUGGAACUGCUCUUCGCUGGAGGGCUUUGGCAAGCUGCCGCACCACAACUCCAUCCUCAACAGGGGUUUUCGGGAGAGUGCCUUCUCUCUGGCCUUGCUGGCGGCGGGCGUGGCUCACUCUGUGGCCUCGGCUUGCAGCAUGGGCAAGUUGCGGGGGUGUGGCUGCGAGGCCAAGCGUCGCCAGGACGAUGACAAGAUCCGGCUGAAACUCACACAGCUGCAGCUGCAGACGCUUCAGAAGGGUGGGGCAGGCAUCGACUUAACACGGUCAUUACCCUCAGAGCUGAAUGGUCAUCGUGGCAGCCUGCCCACUAACCUGCGCUCAGCCCACCCCUCAGCCCUUCUCAAGCCCUUACCGGAUGAGCUAAGCUCUAUGCAAGACACCUGGGAGUGGGGGGGGUGCAGUCAUGACAUCCGUUUCGGGGAUCGCUUUUCCAGGGACUGGCUCGACUCCCGGGGGUCUCCAAGAGAUAUCCACGCCCGCAUGAGGAUACAUAACAACCGUGUGGGACGACAGAUAGUGACUGACAACAUGACAAGGAAAUGCAAAUGUCACGGCACAUCUGGGAGCUGUCAGUUUAAGACCUGCUGGCAUGUAUCUCCAGAGUUCCGUCUUGUGGGCUCCAUACUCAAAGAAAAGUUCCUGACAGCCAUUUUUGUCAACUCUCAGAACAAGAAUAAUGGGGUUUUCAACCCUCGGACAGAAAACGGCGCCAGCGGAACCCAAGGGGGUCUCGGCGGAGGGCGUCGUCGAAUCAUGUCCAGAGAGCUGGUGUACUUUGAGAAGUCUCCUGACUUUUGUGAGCACGACGUGUCCAUAGACUCUCCGGGAACACACGGACGCAUCUGCAACAAAACUAGCUACAGCACAGACAGCUGCAGCUCGCUGUGCUGCGGCCGUGGACACAACAUCCUGAAACAGACACGCAGCGAGCGCUGCAAUUGCAGAUUUCACUGGUGUUGUUACGUGCUGUGCGAGGAGUGUCGUCACACAGAGUGGGUCAACGUGUGCAAGUAGACGUCAGUCUGUUCCCUCCUCAGUUCGAGCGGCUUUUACUCAUCCAGGACUCAAGAUGGCGAGCCUGUCCCUUCGCCCACUCAUGUUGUUCGAGCUUUUGUUUUUGCUCCUUGUGCAACUCUCCCAGAGAUCCUGUUUACCCCCCACCCACCCUCUUUUUUUAAGUCCAUCAUCUGGGAUCUAUUUUCUUUUUGUAGACGCUGUUAUUCUCAAAAUGCCAAGUCAGAGAUUGAAGAGGUGACUCAUGUCAUUUGUCUUCCCAUGGCCUGUUUAGACGCUGGCCUUUCAGCCAUGAAAAUGGCCCAUACUUCAUCGUUUGAGACCCACAAAGAAAAAGAAAGAAAGAAAACGCAACAGCAGAGGAGCUUCAGCGUCUACAAGCUGACUCAUCUUAUUGUACAGUAACAGUUUAUUUGAAUGUGUAUGUCUAUAAUUGUAAAUGUAUUAUUAUUAAUAUUAAUAUUGUACUAGAGCCUGUCUUUUUUCAGUGAAUGACAGAUUGAUGGUGGCCAUGUGGUCAGCACGGUGAAGCAGUGUGCAGACAGAACAGUCUCAUUUUCUUUCUCCAUUUGCACCAAAAUAAUACUCGUGUGUGACUCUGAAAAGUACUAAUUUGGGAACUUGUCUCACAAUCUUUCUUUACUGAUCAAAGAAGACAAAUCUUUUUUGGAAGGGCGAAUGAAUUUGACACAGCGCUUUCUCACAUGCAGGACUUUCAGAUGCUCGUCCAAGCUUGUACACUUGUAAAACUCAAGAUGGGAAACUGGAAGCAACAAAUCUCUAG
Messenger RNA from Pundamilia nyererei, 3716 nucleotides. It is a transcript of the gene wnt10b, whose product is annotated as wingless-type MMTV integration site family, member 10b. The record is from RefSeq and is a predicted model, not a curated record. Lineage: Eukaryota; Metazoa; Chordata; Actinopteri; Cichliformes; Cichlidae. Gene Ontology annotation, molecular function: cytokine activity; frizzled binding. Gene Ontology annotation, cellular component: extracellular region. The coding region runs from base 575 to 2932 and encodes 785 amino acids. Gene Ontology annotation, biological process: canonical Wnt signaling pathway; multicellular organism development; cell fate commitment. The transcript is spliced from 12 exons.